UCAACCAUAGUUAAAAAAACAAAAAAAAAAACCCAUGAGAAUAAUAUAAAUCCCGUUAAGACUUCAGACCGAAGGGGGAAAAAAUCGAUUAGCUUGGAUGGUCAGAUCACAUGGCUUCCUCGCACCCUGCUUCUCAUCGCACUCACGUUCCUCUCUCUUCCGAGUCAGGAGGCAAUCCAUUUGACAAUGACGCUCCUCCGGUUCCUAUCCAUAUAGUGACCGAUGCUUCUCAGCUUCCGAGGGAGUUCCUGAACCCGUCGCCGAAGAGGCAGUUGGUCGUAGGUUUUGACUGCGAGGGCAUUGACCUUUGUCGCCAUGGGACUCUUUGUAUUAUGCAGCUUUCAUUUCCGGAUGCUAUAUAUUUGGUUGAUGCCAUUGAGGGUGGAGAGAUGCUUAUAAAAGCCUGUAAGCCUGCACUUGAGUCUAGUUACGUCACAAAAGUCAUUCACGAUUGCAAACGAGAUAGUGAGGCAUUGUACUUUCAAUUUGGCAUUAAGUUACACAAUGUUAUGGACACCCAGAUUGCUUAUUCUCUUAUAGAGGAACAAGAAGGACGGACAAGAUUGCCUGAUGACUACAUAUCAUUUGUUGGCCUCCUUGCAGAUCCACGCUAUUGUGGCAUUUCUUAUCCGGAGAAGGAAGAGGUUCGUCUCCUACUUAGGCAGGAUCCCAACUUUUGGACAUAUAGACCAUUAUCUGAGCUUAUGGUCCGUGCAGCUGCAGAUGAUGUCCGCUUUCUUCUAUACAUCUACCACAUGAUGAUGGGGAAACUGAAUCAACGAUCCUUAUGGUACCUUGCAGUUCAUGGAGCAUUGUAUUGCCAAUGUUUCUGCGUCAGUGAUAAUAAUUAUGCUGAUUGGCCAUCUGUCCCUCCCAUUCCAGACAACUUAAUAACGGAGGGGAAUGCUCCUGAGGAAGAAGUACUUUCUAUUCUUGAUGUUCCUCAAGGGAAGAUGGGACGUGUUAUUGGAAGAAAAGGGGCUUCCAUCUUGUCAAUAAAGGAGUCUUGCAACGCGGAAAUCUUUCUUGGGGGUGCUAAGGGUCCGCCAGACAAGGUAUUCAUCAUGGGACCUGUGAAGCAGGUGAGGAAAGCUGAAGCCAUGCUGAGGGGAAGAAUGAUGGAUUGAUAUUUUAUGGCUGGCUUCUCGUUAAAUUGUAAUCGAAAAUGAUCACAAACUAACAACAAGACAACUGUUGUUUGCCUGACCUCCUUAUAUAUAUGUACAGCCAAUUUAACUAUCAUUAUUUACCCAUCUGAGAGCAUACUGCUUUGAUUUGA
Messenger RNA from Durio zibethinus, 1279 nucleotides. RefSeq lists its product as uncharacterized. Gene Ontology annotation, molecular function: 3'-5' exonuclease activity; RNA binding. Gene Ontology annotation, biological process: nucleobase-containing compound metabolic process. NCBI's taxonomy places the organism in Eukaryota, Viridiplantae, Streptophyta, Magnoliopsida, Malvales, Malvaceae. The record is from RefSeq and is a predicted model, not a curated record.